Messenger RNA from Dendronephthya gigantea, 2363 nucleotides. RefSeq names its product N-acetyl-beta-glucosaminyl-glycoprotein 4-beta-N-acetylgalactosaminyltransferase 1-like. The transcript has 4 exons. Gene Ontology annotation, molecular function: acetylgalactosaminyltransferase activity. NCBI's taxonomy places the organism in Eukaryota, Metazoa, Cnidaria, Anthozoa, Malacalcyonacea, Nephtheidae. Bases 440 to 2278 code for a protein of 612 amino acids. The record is from RefSeq and is a predicted model, not a curated record.
CCGAAUGAUUUUAUAUGUGUUUUGCGACUAAUCAUUUCGUGUGUUUUCAUCGUUUCUGUUUUAAAACUCCGAAACAAGUUGCGACGUUGCGUACAGUCAAAAUUGCCGCGGUGGUACAACGUUCUUUAUUCCUUCCCUACAACCGAAAAACAAUCGUUAUGUCGUAUAGUCAAGAAUAGAUUACUUCAGUACGGCACAAACUGUACAUUCCAGAGGAUACAAGUGCCGUUGCAUGCAUGCAUGAAAUAAAUACAUGCGUGUAUUCGUCAGUUUUUGUUAUGUUAUCUUAAAUUCCCAAACACGCCAACCACACAAUCUAUUAUUAAUAGCGCCUGGCAGGUUGAUGACGCUGCCACAAGACGAGGUUAGUGUAAACAAGAAGUUGUGUUCAGAAAGUGGCACGGAAUAUUGAGCAUACAUCCAGCGUCACCUCGCUCAAAUGAGGCGAAAUCUGAUGAUUUUAAGACGAAGGAUAAUCCAGCUCAUCCUCGGGGCCACGGUGCUCAUAUUCUACAUCCAGUUCCAGCUUUUGUCGUUCACGGAUCGGAGGUUGUUUCUGAAGAGGAUAAAGUUAUCUUUGCCGUAUAUUCCUGGAGAAGAGUUCGCGACGGAGAGAGGGGGCGAACGUUGUCAGUCACUUCCUUCAACCGACUUGGGUCUUCAGGGCCUCACCUUGCUAACUUGGCGGAGCAAGUACAUCACUGAACUGAACUCUUUCAAAGAUUACCCUUUGUUUCCAAAACACCCUGCUUCGGUACAGUUCACGGUGAAAUCUUCCUUGCGUAUCCCAAAGGCAGUCUCGACAGGCGGCUGGCUUUUCGGCUUGCUGUUCGCUCCCGACACGGGAAACUAUCGUUUCGCCUUGUCCACGAACGGAGAAGCCGAACUGAGACUCAGCAGAACUGCGGAGCCCGAAGGAACACGAGUUAUAGCAAGGCUUGGUUGGUCAGACGAGCAACCAAGGUCAGGAGAAUACAGUAAAUACUCCACACAAACAUCAGUGUCUGUUUUUCUUCAGAGAUGCAAAGCGUAUUACGUGGAAGUUCUGUUUCACACGCGAAGGAAAGACAGUCACGUGGAAAUUGCAUGGGAGACGCCGAAAUCUCUGAAAUACGCGCUCAUUCCGAUGAAAUACUUCGUUCCCUACAUCGGCCCACAAGACAUCGCCCACACCGCAGAAAAUUUGCUCAUUUUUGAGGAUAACGUCAAGAUGACUUCGCUGUUUGAUUACGUCUCGAGACAGAAAAAUUCCAUCGAAAACGAGAACUUGGAUCAGUGGAGAAGACUACCGUACAUGCUUUCCUCGCAUGCUCGAAAUAUGCCCAAAUGUUCGAAGGAUUUUAAAGGAUAUUCGGCGAAGCCCAGACUUGUCUUACCCAAGCUUAAUGGGAAAUCUACGGAGAAUCUAGUCAACGAGUAUACCCAACGUUUGAUGAAGAGGAGUAACGGGAAAUACUCAUUUCGAGGUAUCCAUCAUGCUGAGGAGAAAUCUCUGGGCGAGAUUGGGACAAGAUACCUGAUGAAUCUUGAAUUUCAGGACAAUAUCAUGGAGACCCGAAUAAGAGUUUCCGAAUAUAUAUUUUAUGAAAAUGAGAAAAGCGAUUUGUGUUUUGUCGACGAUUUUACGUGGAAGCGUGACGCAAUGGUGAUCAUUAUUGCUGUGAUUCCGACCAUGGAGACAUGGUCUCAUUACUUCAUGGAUCAUUUGUCGGUAAUGACAAGCAAGUUACAGGACUCAAGAUUCAGUGUGAUUAUCGUAACAUCUCAACGCCUCAAACACUAUUUUCAAACAAUAGUAACACAGAACACUCUUGCCUGGCAUUCUCGUGUCACGUUGCUGCUUAUGAAUGGAAAUGAGAUACGGAGCAUCGCGAGUAUAAUCAAAGCAUGUCUCGGACGAAUCACAACUCCCAAUGCAAUAGUAUUCUUCACAAAUACGCAGGUGCAACUGCCAUUGAAAAUCCUGGAGCAUGUAAGAGAGCAAACAAUUGAAGGAAAAACGGCGUACAUUCCUUGGCCCGAAAACUUCGACAAAGGCUUUCAAAACAACGCCACCGUAGCAAACCCACUGGACGGAAGAAACCCCGACCGACCGCCAUCAUUUUCUCUUUACGUCUCAGACUUGCUAAAACUGACGGGCCAGAAAUUGAAGAGUAAAAAAAGACAUGAUAUGCAAACGGUUUGGAACAAAGGAUGGUGGCAAGACUUGGUUAAUGGCACGUUGGAAAUUUACGUCAGCAAAAUGCCAAUGUUCUAUUACUUUCAACCAGAAUUAUAAUAGCGAUAUUUCAAGUAGGGUAUGUUUAUAAAAAUACAACAAUCAUGUAUUAGAUUCAAUUUUUACACGUAUUCACAUUAAAUAA